UGGAUCUUCACGUCACGUCCCGCCUGUGACACGACGGACCCUGCUGGGUGUGCUCGUUCCCCGGGCAAGCCUGGGCCCUCUCUGACCCCCCAGCACCUCGGGGCCGAGCUGGACUUCUUCCACAAGCUGGGAUACUCCAUGGGGCUCAAGAAGUACGGCCCCGCCACGGACAGAAAUAAAGUUCUCGGGGAGCUGGUCCGGAUGCGAGCCCAAAGGACCGAGCGGGGGCCCGUGACCACCGAGUCGGUGCUUGUUACCAAAAGUGACAUGCAGCCCACGGAGCUUGCCGUCAGGUUGCCGCUUGCUUCUCAAAGCAAAGAGGAUGACGGCGAUGAUGAGGACGCUCUGAGGCCCGUUGUCAUCGACGGGAGUAAUGUAGCCAUGAGCCACGGGAACAAAGAGGUUUUCUCUUGUAUGGGAAUCCAGUUAGCCGUGGACUUCUUCUUAAACAGAGGCCACACGACCAUCACCGUGUUUGUUCCCUCUUGGAGGAAAGAGCAGCCGAGACCCGAUGUUCCAAUCUCAGAUCAGAAAAUUCUGUUGGAUCUGGAAAAGAAGAAGUUUCUGACGUUCACACCAUCACGCCGCGUGGGGCACAAGCGAGUGGUGUGCAACGACGACCUGUUCAUCGUCCAGCUGGCCUUUGAGACCGGCGGCGUCAUCGUGUCCAACGACAUGUACCGCGACCUGCAGGUCGACAGGCCAGAGUGGAAGGACUGCAUCAACGAAAGGCUGCUCAUGUACUCCUUUGUGAACGACAAGUUCAUGGUUCCUGAUGAUCCACUUGGCCGACACGGUCCAAACCUGGAAAACUUCCUGCGGUGGCUUCCAAAGACUCCCAAAAAACCUCUGAAACCAUGCCCUUAUGGAAAGAAAUGCACCUUUGGACUCAAAUGUAAAUUCCUCCACCCCGAGCGCGCCAAGCAGCCCAAUUGCUUGCUCGCCGAUGAACUCCGAGAGAACGCGAAACUCCCCUCCGCUGGUCCCAGAACGGGUUUCCAAAGUCCAGUUCCUGGCCAAAGGCACUUAUUUGUCGACGAGGCGAGCAAAUUCAGUUUGGGACACGAGAGAAGCUCCUUGAAGAAAGACAAAGUGACUCACUGCCUGAGGCAGAAGUCCUCAUCUAAGAAAGAGAAGAGCAGUUUGGGCUCCUCUGAUCCUGGCUCUCAUAAGCAUCUAGACUCUGGCAUAGGUUCUAUAGAAAGUCAGUCCGCGGAUGCUCACAAGUCUGAUUGUCAUUUCCAGUAUGGGGCUACAUCUUCCAGCUACCAUCCCAUGCUGAAUUCUCAUCCUAGGAGUGCACCAUGUGCCUCUCGGAGGACUUUUCAAGACCAACAUUUCCAUCACAGCUUCAGGUCAGUGCGUCACGUCAGAACCGACACGGUGCCUCCGGACCGGUCCUCUUACGACACCUACGGGGAUGAGAGAAAGGUCGUACGUACAAAGCUCCUCGCCGUCUUCAGAACCAAUUUGGUGGACGCAGCCAUGGACAUGUUCCCGCACCUGACGGACCCGGAGAUGUUGGCCGUGGAGAUCGUCAAGAUGCAGAGUGACAACAAGAUGAGAUAAACCUCCUCAACUCACUUCAACACAUAAACCUCGGCACUAAGAUGCCAGAAGGCAGCAGCAAAAGAUUCUUUUUGUCUAAAUGAAACAACUCAUUUUACUUCGGCAUAGUUCCUUGGCACCAUACCUAAUUGUUUUUGGGCAGAGCACAAAAACACUACGCGGUAGGUAAAUUUGCGAAUGGCGUACCGCUAAUAUGCGGGGCUUUACUGUAUGUUACAGUAAACCACAUGUUUCCAUAGUGAAUGGGACAACAGUACAGUUGAUACAAAUUGUAUCUUGAUCUAUCUGACAAUGUCGCAGUAAUUAACGCAAUGUAUUUUAAGAAUUUAUAUAAUCUAGUGCAAAUUCAUCAAUUACACAUUCUGCUUUUAGUAGAUGUUCCGUAUCAAUCUUGUUCAGUUAAUUUUGUGUUUGCAUAUAGUAUGUGCAUUUUCUUUUCUUUUUUUUUUAAAUUCAGGUCAAGUGGUUUAGUGUUACCGCUUUUAGGCAACAUUGUUACUGAUUGUGCAGAAGAGGGGAAAAAAUAGAUUUUAAACAGGAAUGUGUAACAUUAUUGUCUUUUACUGUUAGCAAUAUGUGCACACAAUAAAUCUCUUCACCAUGACAGCUAUGGACUAAGAAUCGUGUAAAAUGCCAACGACUCCAUUCCAAUUCCCAGCACUGCAAAAUAAAACUGAUUACAAAUGGAGGAAGUGUCAAAUGCCCUGCCCGAUUGUGUCAGAUUUGACCUUAAGUUGCGCAAGAUCUUUAGCUCACACGAUGAUGUAUUCCAAAAAUGCUGCUGCCUGCACUGCUGUACAAUAUGCAAAUACUACAUGGAAGGAGGUUCCCUGGUCCUGUAUGACAAGUUGUAACUUUCUAGUUUUUAUGACAAUGACUUUAUACAGGGCGGCAUGGUACUGCAGCUGUAGAGCUUUGGCCUCACAGUUCUGAGGACCUGCGUUCAAAUCCUGGUCCCAUCUGUGUGGAGUUGAUAUCCCAAAAACAUUCAACAUUAAUUAGACGCUCAAAAUUGCCCCUGGGUGUGAUUGUGAGUGUGACUGUUGUCUGUCUCCAUGUACCCUGCGAUUGGCCGGCAACAAGUUCAGGGUGUACCCCGGCUCCUGCCCGUUGACAGCUGGGAUUGACUCCAGCACUCCUGUGACGCUCAUGAGGAUAAGUGCCUCACAAAAUGGAUGGCUGGACAGGCUUUAUACAGCUUUAUGCUUCUAAAAUAAUUCCAGAGGCACAGAUACUAUUUUGCAUUUACAUUCUCACAAUUGCGUUGUCAUGAAUGCUUGAGAAGAUUGCACAAAAUACUACAUACUGUACAGUACUUUGUAUAAUAUCUUUUAUCAGAUGUUCUCAAGAGCUCGUUAAUGUUUUCGCCUGCUGGACGGCUGAGGAACAACAUGUAAGGUGAC
Syngnathoides biaculeatus (alligator pipefish) is the source of this 2972-nucleotide messenger RNA. RefSeq names its product zinc finger CCCH-type containing 12Ab (gene zc3h12ab). NCBI's taxonomy places the organism in Eukaryota, Metazoa, Chordata, Actinopteri, Syngnathiformes, Syngnathidae. Gene Ontology annotation, cellular component: cytoplasmic ribonucleoprotein granule; nucleus. The transcript is spliced from 5 exons. The record is from RefSeq and is a predicted model, not a curated record. Gene Ontology annotation, molecular function: metal ion binding; mRNA binding; RNA endonuclease activity. Gene Ontology annotation, biological process: 3'-UTR-mediated mRNA destabilization; nuclear-transcribed mRNA catabolic process, RNase MRP-dependent. The annotation marks the transcript as partial.